UUUCGCAGACUACCGCAUAGGCGAAGGCGUUUGUCGACCAAGCAGGCGCUUGUAUUGUUAAUUGGAAUCAUUGUUACCUCCGUGUUAUAUUUAUAUUUAGGAAAAAAGCCGGUAAGAGGCGAAAAUGAGGAAUAUUUGGGACCGAAGUUUGCAAUUGAAUAUGUUAGUAGAAAUUUAGAAGAAUCGUUUAAACUGGAGAAAGGCACAGGUUGUGAUAUACCAAAGUUGAAUCCGUUUUCGAAAGACAUUACUCAGUUUGAUGAGAAAGUUAAGAAAAUUGAUUGCAGUCCUGAAGCUGAUUGGGUCAAAUGCUAUAUGUCCUCGUGCCAAGUGACUUCAAACAAGUUGAUAGAUGAAGGCGUUUAUUGCUUAUAUCAAGAUGUUAUAUACAUUAAUGACUAUUUAAAUAGUUAUUCAUCACCUGUGUUGAUUAAAGGCGGUGAGAUUUAUAACCUCACUGUUAGUGAUCACGUCAAGAUAUCCUGCGCUCGUAAGGAUAGUGUAUACAAUAAAGAUCUGGGGAGGCUAUAUCCAUCGUGGACAAGUACGGCAGCUGGAGUUCGCUCUGAAGUACCCCUGAUCAAACCUAAGGCGAACAGGGAAGACGCUAUAAACGUUAUUGUCAUUGGCUUUGACUCCAUAUCUCGAAAUAUGUUUUUAAGAAAAGCACCAAAAAGCUAUAAUUAUUUGACACACGAUUUGAAUGCUGUGGUUAUGCAUGGGUACAACAUAGUAGGCGAUGGGACUCCCGAAGCACUGUUUCCCUUUUUGUCAGGAAAGUCAAUGCUUGCAUUUUCGGAUUCAGCAAGAAGUAUGUUGAGAAGUAAACAAUUGAGAAACGAAAAUUUCAUAUUUCAUCAAGCUGAAGAAGAUGGAUACCGAACGUUGUACUUUGAAGACUCACCAAGAAUGCAUACGUUUCAAAAGAAUUUCAUCGGUUUCCUAACAAGGCCUACUCAUCAUUAUUUGCGGCCCUUGUUGACUGAUUACCAAGAAAAAAUAAAGUUCUGCGUCGGUGAUACCCCGCAAUACAAGUGGAUGCUGAACCUUACACACCAGUUUAUUAAACAAAAAGGAAAAAAGUUCGGGUUCACGUUCAUGGUGGGUACAACACACGAUGAUUUAAACUUGAUUUCUACGAUGGAUGAUGACUUCCUCGACUUUCUUCGCGUCUUCAAAGAAGAAGGUCGUACAAAAGACACGCUACUUAUAGUCAUGUCAGACCACGGACCAAGAUUUGUCAAAGUCCGCAACACCUAUCAAGGAAGAAUUGAAGAGCGUUUGCCUUUACUAGCUAUGGUAUUACCAGAAAAACUCAUUAAAAAACGACCUGAAGUACGGGCAGCGGUAGAAGCAAAUGCUAAAGUACUAACAACGCCAUUCGAUAUAUACGCCACGAUGUUAGACGCAAUGGAUUUGACUCAACAUUGGAACUUGAACAAGGUGAAGGGAGCGACUCUUCCUAUAUCUCUGUCGGUAUUCAGACCUCUACCACGGAACAGGACUUGCAGCGAAGCUGGUAUACAGUCCCAUUUUUGUUCCUGUUUCAAAUGGGCCAACAUCUCAUCGAGCAAUCCUAUGUACCAUCGAGCUGCAAACGCCUUGGUUAACCAUAUCAACGCAUUGACUAUGAAUUUAAGAUACUGCUGUGCUCUAAGAAUUCUGACUUCGAUCGAAUGGGUGUUGGUGCACAUAGUAAACAAAAAACUAAUAUCAAUGGAGGAAACUGACAGAUACUUUCCAAACUUCAUAAAGUCUCAAGAGGUUCCAUGGGAUCUUUAUCAAGUUCGAAUCCAAGUUUUACCAGGAAAAAGCGAUUUCGAAGGGACAUUGAAGUAUAUGAAAAAAUUUGAUAAGUUCAUUGUUAACACUAAAGAAAUAUCAAGAACGAAUGCGUAA
Hyposmocoma kahamanoa is the source of this 1899-nucleotide messenger RNA. RefSeq lists its product as uncharacterized. The transcript has 11 exons. NCBI's taxonomy places the organism in Eukaryota, Metazoa, Arthropoda, Insecta, Lepidoptera, Cosmopterigidae. The annotation marks the transcript as partial. The record is from RefSeq and is a predicted model, not a curated record.